Molecule: messenger RNA, 1476 nt
Organism: Calliphora vicina (urban bluebottle blowfly)
Lineage: Eukaryota; Metazoa; Arthropoda; Insecta; Diptera; Calliphoridae
Product: transmembrane protein 164
Exons: 3
Coding region: 147-1355 (402 amino acids)
Source: RefSeq, a predicted model, not a curated record
CAUGUUUUUAUGCUGAAAUUUAAGAAAUUGAAAAACUGGAGGCCUUUUUAGUGUUAAAAUUAUAGCAGACUUAUAGCAAAAGUCCUUGUAGCUUAAAAUAAAUACUUGUAUUAACGUAAAGCUUACAGGAUUAGUAAUAAAACACCAUGGAUUGGAGUUGGGCUGUUGAUGGUGUAACAAAUGAAACCCCACGUACCAUGGGUCCCGAAUGUGAAGCUUACAUGACCGAUCGUAGGCGUUGGAUAGAGGCUGUUUUAUUUUGUAUUCUAUUCACUUGCAUUAUCAAAUGGGCUACGAAACGUAUGGAACCCAUACAUAUACCAGAUGCCAAAGAACUUGAGAAACCUCAUUCAACGACACGUCUAAUGCUAUUGAUAUUUAUGACUUUAAUUUUUGGCAUAGAAAUGGGUUUUAAAUUGGCAAAUAGAUCUGUGAUAUUCGUUUUAAAUCCUUGUCAUAUCCAAACAUUAGUGCAAAUAUAUCUUUUAGCCGCCAAGCCUAAUAAAUUGACUAUAACAUUAUUUAGAAUACAAAUGAACAAUUUAAAUGGACCAGUUUUGGCAUUCGUAUUCCCCGAAGUUGAUUGCAGAACAUUACCAUUUGAACAGGCAACAUAUUGGAUUCAACAUGCCAUGCUGUAUAUAAUACCGGUUUACAUAAUAAGAACGGGGGCUUAUCAAGUGGAAGAUAUAAAAGACUUUAAUUGGGCAAUAAUAGGUGUAGAAACACAAUUAAUAUAUCAUUUUGGAGUAUUAAACUUUUUUUCAAUACGGACUGGCAUCAAUUUAAAUCAUAUGUUAUGUGCCGCUGAAUCGGAUCCCUUUCAAGGCGAUAACUAUCGUAUAGCCGCUGUGAUACAUGAGUCAAUUCUUUGUCCCAUUUUAAAUAAACUGACGGUACUAAUUUUUAGUACACCGAAGAGUAUACAAUACAAUGUUAUGACAAGGCGUAACAUGCAACAAACUAAAAAACAAAGCCAUCAACAACAACAACAAUAUUCAAAGUUAACAGCAACAACUACAACCACAUUACAUAAAAAACAACAACAACCGGCCAUUAGUGAAACAACAUAUUAUCCAGAUGAUAGAAGAACAGAAACAACAAAACUAAUAAAUCGUAAAUCAAAUCCAGCAGAUUAUCAGCAACAUGAUCACUCACCACAACAUCAAUUGCAUCAGCAACAAUAUCAACAACAACAAGAACAACACGAAAAGAAAGAUGCUGUGUUUAAAGGCGACUAUAUACUUGAACCAGACGACAUGGACAUGGAAGUCAUUGAAGAUCCCACAGCCACGUCUGCAACGUCAGCGUCUAUGAACGCUGAGUAUACAAUGCCCACGACUAAAAUUGAUUAGUAUUUAAAGCAAUUUCAAAGAGUAUUAUUAACUGUCCGACCGAUCUUAACAAUAGCCAUCAAUUAAGAGACUUAAUUGUUCUUACAAAGAAUAAUGAGUACUGUAGCAACUGUCAUUACAA